AUGGCAAUUGAUGAUGAUAAAUGUAAAUAUACCAUGGUCAUGGGAGACUUUAAUGCAAAGGUUGGUAAAAGAAAGGGCGAAUCAUGUAUUGAUAAUUGCGGCAUUGGGAAUAGAAAUGAAAAUGGAGAAAAGUUGGUGGAAUUUGUAGAGGGAAAUAAAUUUUACAUAAUGAAUACAUUUUAUAAUAAAGCUAAUGAUAAGAAAUGGACGUGGAUUAGCCCGGAUGGACAAACAAAGAACGAAAUUGAUUUUUUCAUAGUAGACAAGGGAGAAAUCAUACAAAACGUAGAAAUUGAACAGAAAAUAGAUAUCGGUAGUGAUCACAGAGCGAUAAAGAUGACAGUACAGAUAAUCAAGAAACGACAGAUACCGUGCGUAAAGAAAAUGAUAAGUUACAAAUCUACUGAUGAAUUGAAAAGAGAAAACUUUGAAGACCGAAUAAAAUGCGAAUUACGUUUGGAGGAAAUUCUAGCUAACCCUAACAUAGAAAACCAAAACCAUAUAAUAACUAAGGCAAUAACAAAGGUUACAAAGGAUAUUCAAAAAGAUACAAAAAAAGAAAAACAGAGGUCAAAUUUACCAUGCAAUAUACGUAAACUAUUAAAUAAAAGAAAAACAAUAAAGAGAUCAGGAAGAGAAAAGAUUGAAUACACAGAAAUAUCAAAAUUAAUAAGGAAACAAUGGAAAGAAUGGUCAUAUAACAAAAAGAUAAUAGAAUUAGAAGAUGCAAUUACUACGGGAGGAAGUAUAAGAAAAAGUGUGAGACAACAAUCACUGGGACAAAGCAAAAUAAUAGUAAUGAAAGAUAAAAACGGUAUGAGCAAAGGGGAAGAUGCAGAAAUAUUAACAUAA
This is a messenger RNA of Onthophagus taurus, 852 nucleotides long. Its product is annotated as craniofacial development protein 2-like. NCBI's taxonomy places the organism in Eukaryota, Metazoa, Arthropoda, Insecta, Coleoptera, Scarabaeidae. The record is from RefSeq and is a predicted model, not a curated record.